This is a messenger RNA of Neospora caninum, 7248 nucleotides long. RefSeq lists its product as hypothetical. The transcript is spliced from 3 exons. Lineage: Eukaryota; Apicomplexa; Conoidasida; Eucoccidiorida; Sarcocystidae. The coding region runs from base 1 to 7248 and encodes 2415 amino acids. The record is from RefSeq and is a predicted model, not a curated record.
AUGACACCUGUGGAUGUGCCUGUGGCGCAAGCUGCUACGCGUCAGCCAUCCGCCCCAGAUUUGGCGAACCUAGUUUCCACUUUUAAACUUGCAGGUCCUCCGGUCAUUCGUGAUUCGGGCGAACCUGGAACUGCAGCCUCGUCCGGUCUCCCGCCGCGUUUUUCGUCGCCGACGCGGUGUACAGACACCUCAGCGCACGAGGGUUGGGGAGGCACGCCCUCGAUUCAAGCAAACGCUUUCUCGAUUUUUCAGCCCUGGGAGGAACUGGUGCAGAAGCCCGAGGACGAGAAGGCUCAUUUUUCGUCGUUGGCGCAUGCAGCUGCGAGUUUCCCGAAACCGAGUUCCCCCCGCCCAAACGCCCACGAGGCUUCGUCUCACAUGAUGCCCUUGCCAGCAUAUAGUGCCUCUCAGAAGUCUCUUGAACGCUGCGAUUCCGUCCUCCCGAAAACUGGAAGCGCGCGCUCGACGCUGUCCAGAGUCUCUGCCUUCUUCCCAGAACCCGCCGACGCUGCGGCCGCUUCAUCGUGCCCAGCCGCUUCAUUAAACCUAGGUCCGAGCCGCCUGCAUUCCCCGGCUGCUUCUACUACAGCCCGGAACGACCGAUUCGGUGACCUGCUUCCCACGCUCUUCUCGUCCUUUUCGCUAGAGGACGAGGGAUCUUUCCCCGCAGAUGCUGACUUCUCUGGGGCCUCACACCCUGGCGGUUCCGGCCUCUUCACGUCGGCUUCUUCAUCCUGUCACAAGGAAACAGCGGUGACGCUGGCGAGGGGACAGGCGAUGUCGCGGCCCGUGUCUGUUUCUGGAGAGCGGAGAGAGACAGCGAAGGAGACUUUAUCUCUCCGGGGGGCCCGCGGGGAGGGCGCUGGAAAUUUGCUCGCGGAAAGGGGGAGAAAUGCGGGGGAAGAAACCGAAAUCUGGAUGCGAGACGGAGCGACUCUCGCCACGAAACACACACCACGACGAACCGAAGCUGCCGCCGAUACGGCUUUCCGAAGCGAGCAAGAACGGAAGACAGAGCCUUCCCCUCUGUUGAGUUUGCACGCGGCCUCGAUCUUGGCACCCGUCGGGAGACCCCGGAAGACCGCCGAGGGGGGCGACUCUGACAACAGAAGUUGCGAUUCUCUCGAUCUGCGAGGCUCGAACUCUCCGCAGCAUUCGAAUCGAUCCCAUGCCUCUUGCCCCCAUCUUGGCCCUUCUCUUCGUGCGUCUUCGCAACCGUCUCUGUUUCCUCUCCGGUUUCGGUUACCGCCUCUUCCCAUUCGUCUCCUCUAUCCUUCGUCUCUAGACCAGGAAGCGGAAGAGGAACCCGCCAAGGAGUUUGGCACAACCUCCGCUGAAUCUGGAUCCGCCUCUAUCCCUGUUGCUUCCUCUUCUUCUUCCUCUUCUUCGUCCUCUUCUUCGUCAUCAUCCUCUUCCUCUUCUUCGUCCUCUUCUUCUUCUUCCUCUUCUUCGUCCUCUUCUUCUUCUUCCUCUUCUUCGUCCUCUUCUUCUUCGUCCUCUUCUUUUUCUUCCUCUUCUUCUUCGUCCUCUUCUUCUUCUUCCUCUUCUUCCUCGUACGAGGCAGAGUGGCGCCGAUGGGAGGAGACUCCUUCUCCCGGGGGAGAAAACGGGGGAGCGCGGCUCUCCUCGAGUCCCGACGCGCAGACGUUUCUUGAGGAGAGUUUCCUCGCCACGCGCCGCGCAGAAGAUGAAGGAGGAAGCAAAGAAGGGAACAAGGCAAGCUGGGGCGGUCAGGCUUUUCUUUUGAGACUGGAGGACUGGGAAGAUCGAGAAGAAGAGGAAAAGAGUCAGACGCAAGAGCUUUUCGGGAAGGACUCUGCACUUGACUCGUGCAGUCGUCUCGAAUUGUCUUUGGAAGGCAGAGAGAGAAUGCCCUCGUGCCGUGCAUGCAACGAAGAGGGAGAAGAGGGAGAGACAGGCCAAAGUUCCGGAGACCUUGGCUGUUCCGGCGUCACGGGGGAGAUGGAGAACGGGUUCAACCCUGAACUGCCUGUCUCUUCGUUUCUCGCCAAAGUGAUUCCUUCCCGCUCCCCUCUGCCUGCAAGUUCGACGAAAAGGAUUCCGGCAACCGCGCGCGUUUCCGAGGACACAGAGACACAAAGCCGAGUCACUCAGAAGACGGAGGAAGGCCUUGUCCGCGUCUCUGCUUCUUUCGCCUCGAAACAGAAAAGCGCCUCCGAGAUCCUCUCGUCCUUCUCUUUCGAGACACCCAAAAGGUUCACAAACAUGUCGCCGCUGCCUGUCGACGCGCAAACGGCGAGUCCGUUUCCCCAGCGUGCGCGGAUUUCUGUUUCCCCGUCUCGGGCGGAUUCGCGCCACGCUCGCGCACCGUUCCUCGACGAGGAGGCGAAUCAACGGCCUUCGUGGGACCCGGCGAUCGAAGAGAGACGCGCUGGGGCAUGCGCCGAGACCGAACCUGCCGCCGCCCAGGCGCGCCUCGACUCCACCGUUUCUCGUGCGCGGCCAGAGACGGAACAAGAAAACGUGGCGUCUCCUUUGUGGACGCAAACUCAUAGAGAAGCAAAAGAAGGCGUGGAGGGUGGAGGGGGUGGACAUGGAGAGCAGAGAGAACCAAAGGUUGUGGCUGCCGCUCCUUCGCAGGAAGAAUCAAAGAGAGGAGACCAACUAGUCUCUCUGUCUCUUCCUCACUCGGUUCUGCCUUCCGCUUUUCCUCCGUCUCAGCAGAGUCUCGCUUCUCACCCCACACGUUCCAGUCUUCUGCAGCUGACGCCGGAUGCACGUUCUUCUCUUCCUGUCUCUGCUCCGUUUGCCGGCUCGAAAACGCAUUCGGCCUCUCCCUUUUCGGCGACCCUCGCGGCAGAUCCAGAGGCUCGUUUCUCUUUCGGAGAAGCCAAGAAAAACCCCCAUCUUCCUUCCUCUUCUUCGUCUUGCUCCUCUUCCUCUUCUUCUUUCUCUUCUUCUUCUUCGUCCUCUUGUUCGUUUUCUUCUGCUUUUGCUCCUUCUUUCCUUCUAGCUCCUCGUGUCGUUGGUGUUGCGCCACCGUCCACUGUCCCCUCUCCGUCGUCCGCUCGUUGCGCCUCUUCUCUGAAGACGGCGUCGAGACGCCCAUCGCUGCCUCCGCUUCUCCCGUCGGUUCAGGCGCGCCGUCUCGUUCCGCCUUCGUCUUUGCCUGCGUCCUCUCUUCCUGCAUUUCUGUUUUCCGCUCCCGUGCUGUGCCACACCGUUUCGACUGCUCCGACCGACUCUUAUCACUUUGACCACGGCUCGAGUCUGGUUCCCGCGUUUCCGCUUUCCGCCAAACCGGGCUCUCCCGCUGCUUCCUUCGGCGUGUCUGACGACAAGCGCUCGGCCCCCGCCCCGUCGCUUUCUGGAAUGCAUGCACCAGAUGCGCCGGCGAUUUCCAGCGAGGCGGGGCCGAGCGGCGGCUUCGAGCGAGAGAACUCAGCAGGGGCGCCGGGAGAUCCGCAACCCGACAGCUUGGCGAGCCUCCCACUGCGUUUGCUCGCCGAAGACAUUUGGGCUGUUGUGACGCAGAAACAGGAGCGCUGUGAAGGCGCGAAGCAGGCGUUACCGACAGAACUAGAGACCGGGAAUGCGCCGCAAGCGGCAGAGGGGACGAGCAAGGGAAUCGAGAGAUCCCCUCCCACGGGAGAGAAAGCGGCUUUUGAUUACGAGGCUCUACGCCAGCACGUCCGCAAACUCCCCGAGCGUCUUCCCUUUCCGUCUUCAUCUUCCUCUUCUUCCUCGUCUUGUGAAGCUUCCAGGACGGUGGAGCCGAGCACAGGUUCUUUGUCUCUGCUUUCUGUCGCGGGUUUGCCGAAGAGAGAGAGAGAGGAGGGGAAGAGCGACACGAAGGAGCAUCCGCCUGCGUUUGCGCUUCCGGCGCUGGGGUCUUCCUGCCUCGCUGUGAGCGCCCUGCGGUCGUCUUUAGCACGGCGAGAGAGCGCGUCGCUGUGGGGGGAUUUGGCGACCGCGGAACUGCCGCAGAGAAGAACGUCUGGGAGCGAAGCGUCCUCGUGUGCAUCCGACGCGUCUCACCACACAUUCAGAAGCAUCGCGGCGAAAGAUCAAAAAGCGGAGACUGCAGAGAGGGCGACAAAGCAAUUCCAAUCGACGCUUGAGACAGGCCGCGUGCUUCUUCACGACGACGGGCUGCAUCCCUGGCUGUCUUCUCGUCUGCCGUCGGCUUCGGAGGGGGAAAACAAACGGCUGUCGGCCCUUUCGCUCUCACAAAAGGACCGCACAUCUUUCCGCUCGUCAGCGCUCCUGCGAAGAUCGUCUCUUUCGCUGCGCCGGCAACACUCGUCUCCAUCGCGUCUUCCCGUCCCUUUCACUUCGUUCCCUGCCUCACGGGUUGCCGGAGAGGGACGCGGAGGAGCCGAAGCCAGCGGAGAACGGAGUCCGUCUGCUCUGGACAGCACGCGGGCUGUCGAAGACCGGGCUCCUGUCGCUUCAGCUGCGGCGCUCUGGGCGCGGUUGAACGCGCGAAAACAGACGCCGCUUCCUUCUGCCCGAGCCUCCUCUUUCCCAGGGGAACGACCGGAGACAGAACUUGCGAGAGGACGAGAAAGCGUACGCGGGGAAAACACAGGGAGACGCCGCGGAAUCGGCGACCAGUCGCCGACUUUCUCUGCGUCAAAGCCCGAUGGCGGCGCGGGAAGUCGAAGCCGGGAACCGAACCACGCCUUUCCAGUGUCUACCUCUCCAGAAAGGGGAAAGGAUACAUCCGCUUCGCACGUCUCGCCUCUGCCUUCACCUCUGGAGAACGGCCAGAAACCUUUCGCCUUCUCGGAUUUGCUGGACAAAGGACGGCGUCGAGAGACACGCGUGCUGCAGACCCAUAGCCGGCGAGCUGGCGAGGGCGCGAAAGAAACCGGCCUCGGCACUUUGCGCCUUUUCCCAGACGGCGCGUCGGAAACGCCGAGAAACCGCGGCGGGGGAGAUGAGGUUCAGAGAGCCCAGAACGCGACUCUGGAUUCCCAGCGCGGCCUUCUGGGGGCUCUGCGCAUGCACUCGCCAAAUGCAGAGCCGCGGGACACUCCAGGCCCGCCGCGUCGCGCCGCGUCUCCCUCGUUCGCGUCCUUUGCUUUUUGUGCUGCUCUGAGAAACGGACCUUUCCGGUCCGUCCCGUCUGGUCCGUGUCUCCCCUGUCUCCGAGAGCGCGAAGGCCUGCGCGGCUCCGGCGGCUCCGAGAGGCUCGCCGGCGAGCAGCGUGAGUUGGAGGCGAAGAUUCAGCAGCUUUCCGCCGACAAGAAGUCGCGAGGCUCCUCGCCAAAGUUGAUCGACGUGCACGGAAGGGCCGUGGCGAAAAAGCGCGUUUCUUCUUCCUCAGAGGCUGUCGCUCCUGCAGGCGCUCACCUAUUCUCCUUUUUCGAGACGCACCAGGCAGAGAGGGAACGGGAGAGACGCGCUUCUGUCCUGUCUUCAACGCAUCGUAAACAGAAGCGGCGGGGACUUCUUCAGCCCCAACACAGUCCGUUUGGUGCUUCCCCGGAUGGUCCUGUUGAUCCUGGGCGUUCGUCUUCUUUCGCAUCUCCCCACUCGCCUCCCCUUCGCCCCUCUAACUCUCUCGAACGUCAAUCUUCCCUGGCUGCAGAGCCAAACCGCAGCUCCUUUGUCUUGCCCGCCUCGCCCCCCGGCCGGCUUCCAACGUUCUCUCCUCAGUCGCGUGAAGGCUCCGUCACUGCGUCUUCUCGUCUACCGAGACGCCCUUCGACUACUCUCCCUUCUUCUUCCUCUUCUUCCUCGUCUUUUUCUUCGUUUCGUGUCUCUCACGUUUCUCUCUUGCACAGAGACGCGGCUCUGCAUGCUCCUGCGCCGCAUCCCGACGCCUCCGUUCGGCUCCAGCGCAAUUCCGCGGCCAGCGUCGGGUGUCUCGCCUUUCCCUCGUCGUCACCCUUCCCUUCUCAAGAUCCUCGUGCGUCACCGGCUGCGGAGGCUUCUCCGCAAGGCGCUGGCGCGACUCACCAAGCCUCUCGGCGGGUCGCACCUGCCUCGCUUCCUUCUGUCUCCGCGAAUCCUCUCUCUUUGCCCUGUUCUUCCGCGCGCUCUCAUGCUCUCCCGUAUUCUCCGCGGCGGGCUGUAUCUUCCGCGGCGGCGGCUUCGUCUGUGACUCAACCCGCAGAUUCGAUGGAGACGAUUCUCCAGAAGAUCAUGAAACUCAAGGAAGAAACUCAAAACUCGGCACGUGUCUCGUCCGCCGCUGUUGUAGGAGGAAGCGCAGCAGCCGACUGUGUCCCUGACGGAACUGCGGGGCUCUCACAGAGAAGCUUGGGCUGGCGAGAAGACGCGGCAGAGAACGGUCGGCAAGCGCACGUUUGGAAGGCCGCUUCGCCGUUUUCUCGCCUGAGACCGUCGCUGGAAACUGGAAGCGAAGAGUGCAGAAGGUCGCGUGUCCCGUCUUCCUUCGCGGCCACCGGCGCAGAGGAGCGAUCGCGACACCGAGACGGGAGACGGGAAGAAGAGAGAGAAAUGAACUGCCCGGAGUUCUCCUUCAGUCGCUAUCGCGGCAGCGGCGAGCCCAAGGAACGUGGGGGUGAAGUCGAGAAAAAGAGAGGGAACAGGCUCUCGCCAACUUUGCUUGAGUCGCGCAACACGGCGUCUCCGCCGGAGUCUCCGAGGCUGGAGGCGGAGAGAGGGGAUCCGCGCGAAAAAGGAAGAGGCGAAGAGCACGCGGAGAGAAGGCUUUAUUCGGGUGGCGAGGAGGAAGAGGCGUCCGGCGCCUCAAGCGCUUUCCACCGGCUGUUGGAGGGGUUUUCAAAGAACGGGCGAGACGCGAGGACGCAAGGUUCGCGCAGGGUUCGAAACGAAGCAAAGCAGGGAGGGAAGGAGAGGAACGGAAAGACGUCGACAACGUUUCGGUUCCCUUCUCUGGAAGGCGAGAAGGCCCACGACACCUCGAGGAAAGCCGCGUUUCGCGCUUUCUGGAAUCCGACGGUUCCGGAUUCGAAGCCUUCGCCGCGUUCCUGGGCGCAGGACGUGGGAGCAACAGAGAAGAAGCUAAGCAGAGAGGAGGAAAAGGCCGAUCGGGAGGCCAAGGCGAAGAAAGAAAAGAGCGAACGGACCAGAGACCGACAGGCAGCGUCUCUGCCUUCGGGCUCCCGUCCCCUUUCUUCCUUUCUCGCGCAGCAGAAGCCUGGAGAUAAAGGAAGAGUCGGAGACUUCGACCGAGAAAAAGACCGGAACCGAAGCGGCCUCGCCCCGUCCAUCGCAGAGGAGUACCUCGCGACUCUCGAGAGACUGCGUUGCAAGUACCGAACGCAGGGCGGGUUUCCAGAAGAAGCUUAA